Messenger RNA from Erigeron canadensis, 1340 nucleotides. Its product is annotated as autophagy-related protein 18a-like. The transcript has 4 exons. Gene Ontology annotation, cellular component: cytosol; phagophore assembly site membrane; extrinsic component of membrane. The record is from RefSeq and is a predicted model, not a curated record. Lineage: Eukaryota; Viridiplantae; Streptophyta; Magnoliopsida; Asterales; Asteraceae. Gene Ontology annotation, molecular function: protein binding; phosphatidylinositol-3-phosphate binding; phosphatidylinositol-3,5-bisphosphate binding. Gene Ontology annotation, biological process: protein lipidation; nucleophagy; protein localization to phagophore assembly site. Bases 49 to 1179 code for a protein of 376 amino acids.
ACAUAAAAAUAUUACGAGUAAUAAUAAUUACAAAAUAAUAAAACAAAAAUGACAACAAUCACAGAAGACCACCGCCACAUCUCACCACCAUCAUCUCCACCGCCGCCACAACCAACAUCCGUCACCCUCCUCCACCUUUCCUUCAACCAAGACACCGCCUGUUUCGCCGCCGGAACCACCCACGGUUUCCGCAUCUACAACACCGAUCCUUUCCGCGAAAUCUUCCGUCGCGAAUCCACCGACGGAGACGACGGCGGCGGCGGUAUUUCCGCCGUCCAAAUGCUUUUCCGGUGCAACAUCCUCGCCUUAGUCGGCGGUGGUCCACAACCUCAGUAUCCAGUCAACAAAGUCAUGAUUUGGGACGAUCACCAAGGCCGUUGUAUCGGCGAAUUAUCGUUCCGGACCGAAGUUAAAUCGGUCCGGCUACGACGAGAUAGAAUUAUAGUUAUUUUAGUUCAAAAAAUAUUUAUAUAUAAUUUUGUUGACUUAAAAUUGUUACAACAAAUUGAUACCGUUUCGAAUCCAAAAGGACUGUGUGAAGUGUCACAUGUGAGUGGUGUGAUGAUUUUAGUUUGUUUAGGUGUUAGGAAAGGCCAAAUUAGAGUCGAGAAUUACGGUUCGAAACAAACUAAGUUUAUUAUGGCUCAUGAUUCGAAAGUUGUUUGUAUUGCGUUGACGAAUGAUGGCACGUUGCUUGCUACCGCGAGUAGUAAGGGGACUUUAGUUAGGAUUUUUAGUACGAAUGAUGGGUCGUUACUUCAGGAGGUUAGGAGAGGUGCAGAUAGAGCAGACAUUUACAGCCUUGCCUUCUCUUCAACGGCGGACAGGCUAGCUGUUUCAAGUGACAGAGGAACCGUCCAUGUUUUCAACUUGAAGGUUGAUUCUGGGCCAAUGCAAACGAUAUCAGACCAAAACAGUGGACCCCCACCAGUUGUUUCACAUCUAUCGUUCAUGAAAGGUGUUCUACCAAAGUAUUUCAGCUCAGAAUGGUCAGUAGCUCGUAUUCAUUUGAACGAGGGUUUGCAGUAUGUAGUUGGUUUUGGUCACCAGAAGAAUACAGUUGUAAUCCUUGGCAUGGAUGGGAGCUUCUACCGAUGCCAAUUUGACCCUCAAGCUGGUGGUGAGAUGACAGUGGUGGAAUGUCACAAUUUCCUGAAGCCAGAUGAAACCUUGUCUUGACAAACAUAUUAGGCUGUCACAAAAACUCUCACCUUCGUUUUUAUGGUAUGUGUGUAUGUAAUACGUGUAUUUAAACAACUGAACGAGGGCAGUGUUCUCAAGACUGUAAAUAUGUAUAUUCUACUCUAAUAAUGGAAAUUUCUCUAGUUACUAGAAGGCAA